This is a messenger RNA of Seriola dumerili (greater amberjack), 691 nucleotides long. Lineage: Eukaryota; Metazoa; Chordata; Actinopteri; Carangiformes; Carangidae. The record is from the annotation of a RefSeq genome assembly.
AUGGCACAUCCCUCCCAACUAGGAUUUCAAGACGCAGCUUCACCUUUGAUAGAAGAACUUCUACAUUUCCACGAUCAUGCUUUAAUAAUUGUCUUCUUAAUUAGCACACUAGUACUUUACAUUAUUGUGGCGAUAGUAACCGCUAAAUUUACGGACAAACUCAUCCUUGACUCCCAGGAAAUUGAAAUUAUCUGGACAGUUCUCCCAGCAAUUAUCCUUAUCCUAAUCGCCCUCCCCUCCUUACGUAUUCUCUACCUUAUAGAUGAGAUUAAUGACCCCCACCUCACAAUUAAAGCUAUGGGCCAUCAAUGAUAUUGAAGCUAUGAAUACACAGACUACGAAGACCUAGGGUUUGACUCAUACAUAAUCCCCACACAAGACCUUACGCCUGGCCAAUUCCGCCUUUUAGAAGCAGACCAUCGAAUAGUAAUCCCCGUUGACUCACCCAUCCGAGUGCUCAUUUCUGCUGAAGACGUGCUUCAUUCCUGAGCUGUCCCAGCCCUUGGUAUCAAAGUUGACGCAGUACCAGGUCGACUAAACCAAACUACCUUUAUUGUCAACCGACCCGGAGUCUUCUACGGACAGUGCUCUGAAAUUUGUGGAGCCAACCACAGCUUUAUGCCUAUUGUAAUUGAAGCCGUCCCUCUGGAACACUUUGAAAACUGAACAUCACUAAUAGUUGAAGACGCUU